AUGAAUCCUCCUCAUUAUGUUUGCUACACUAUCGCCUGGAAACUGGUACUCAACCGCAAAACGGUGGGUAAAGUGACCGAAGACGACUUGAUCGUAGCCCCCACCAACGCGUUCGCUCUGAAGGCACAGCUGUCACCGUGUCUACGCAGGUGUAUCGUGUCGGUCAACGACAAGUCGUUGAAGGAUUUUGAGAAAUUCUAUAGUUCUACUAACAUUGGUUGGAAGCCAGUGAAGAAACAGCUACGUAAGUGGAGAAAUUUGCUCCGUAUGGGUAAAAAGAUUAGGGUUCUCAUUGCCUUCAACUACAGCUACGAUGAUGACGAUCAGGCGAGGCUAUCAUCACGGAGGGUCGAGAAGAGAGGCCGCGUGUUAGCAACUAGUAGGAUGCUGGCUGAGUAUAAAGCACAUAUUGAUACGGAAGAAGAGGCCACCGGACGGCCUUCAACCUGGAGUCUCGUGUAUGAUCGUAUGCGAUGUGUCAUUCGCUCAUAUCCACUCAUGUCUGAUUGGUGCUGGGAGGAUCCAAAGGACAAGAAACAUAAUAAGCUUAGGGCCCCGUACCUUGAACGACUCAUUGAUCAUGUUGACGAAGGUGGUAGUCUAAAUGACCAUGAUGAUGCCCCUAGUGAUAUCCGUCGAGACCUCAUUUUAGAAAGCCAGGCAGGGAAGAAAUCCAAAAGGUAUCAAUGUUCUCCUAGCAUAAGCCGCGCAUACUUCGACAGGCGCUUUAUUACCUCCAGACCAGUUUCUCAUGAGAGUCUUAUGAUACCUGGAACUCGAGAGCAGGCUAUGAGGGAAUACUGUAAUUGGCUGGAAUCACGCGCCAAUGACGAAGAUUACAAAGCCGAUUUCCGAAAAAUAUGCCAGGUAACUUUGGAAAAUCGCCUAGAUCUUGAAUUGAUCCUCGACGGCCCUGAUGCUGGCUUCUUCUUCGUUCAGCGAGAAAUUCAAAUUGGAACUGCACGUCGCUUUUUGUGCGACAUCAACGAAUUACACCGAAACAUUACACAUGAACCGACCUCUGGCGAGAUUCUUGAUGUUGCCGGGUAG
This is a messenger RNA of Penicillium psychrosexuale, 1050 nucleotides long. RefSeq lists its product as uncharacterized. The coding region runs from base 1 to 1050 and encodes 349 amino acids. The transcript is spliced from 3 exons. The record is from RefSeq and is a predicted model, not a curated record. Lineage: Eukaryota; Fungi; Ascomycota; Eurotiomycetes; Eurotiales; Aspergillaceae.